AACUCAGGAUAGUUCUUCCUCAUGUCCUCCUCGAUCUCCCAAGUGGCUGCUUCUGUGCCUUGGUUCCUCCACACCACCUUCACCAUUGGAACCUUCUUCCUUCGUAGCUCCUUAUCUUGGCGGUUGAUGAUCCCGACUGGUAUCUCAUUAUAGGUCAUGUCACUAUCCAGUUGAAUAUCUUCUAACUCCACGAUGUGGGUUGGGUCGGAUCGGUACCCUUUGAGCAUGUUGACAUGGAAUACAUUGUGGAUCUUGGAUAGAUUUGGAGGUAAUGCGAGCCUAUACGCCAGAGGGCCUACUCGCUCCAAUACUUCAUAUGGUCCAAUGUAUCUUGGACUCAACUUGCCCUUCUUUCCAAAUCUCAUAACCCCUUUCCAUGGAGAAACCUUCAAGAAUACCUUAUCUCCCACUUCAUGAGUCCUCUCUUCUCCUGGCUUGUCUGCAUAGCUCUUUUGACGAUCCUGAGCAGCUUUAAUGUUUUCUCGUAUUUGCUUAAUUUUGUCGACUGUGUCUUGUACUAGUUGUGGGCCCUCAAUUUGCCUUAAUCCUUCCUCAUCCCAAUAUAGGGGAGAUCUGCACUUUCUCCCAUACAAGGCCUCAUAUGGUGCCGCCUUUAGGGAGCUGUGGUAUUGAUUAUUAUAAGCAAACUCCAUCAAAGGGAGAUACUUGUCCCCCGAUCCCCUCAUCUGCAAUGUACAAGCUCUCAAUAAAUCCUCCAACGUUUGUAUCGU
Linum tenue is the source of this 731-nucleotide messenger RNA. The record is from the annotation of a GenBank genome assembly. Lineage: Eukaryota; Viridiplantae; Streptophyta; Magnoliopsida; Malpighiales; Linaceae.